Messenger RNA from Poecilia reticulata (guppy), 2506 nucleotides. The record is from RefSeq and is a predicted model, not a curated record. Lineage: Eukaryota; Metazoa; Chordata; Actinopteri; Cyprinodontiformes; Poeciliidae.
AGUAGAACCAGUGAAACCAGUAGAACCAGUGAAACCAGUAGAACCAGUUCACCAACAGGUGAACUAUAGGUGAGGGAAGAAAGCAGAGGGUGGGGUGAAUACCUGGACACUAGGGGGGUGAAGGCUGGAAACACCUGAGCUCUCACUGUUCAGUGUUUUGUUCUGAGGGAAACCGGGUCAGAGCGGUACCAGACUGGAUCAGAACAGGGUCAGAGCGCUGUGUCACUGUGUCGCUAUGGGAACUUCUGCUUUCCUCUGUUCUGUUUCUCUCAACAGGAAGAGGAACAGGAAGUCCAUCUGUAUUCAUCAGAACCGGCCGCAGGGUUACAUCAGAGAUGUGUAAAGGCGCCGGGUCCAGGCAGCAGCCCAGGUCCUGGUUCUGGUUGUAACCUUGGUGUUCAGAUGGGCGGUCCUGGCGCCGCCCACCUGCAUGCAUCAUUAACCGUCUUUAAUCCUCAGCUGGAUUCCAAACUCCCAGGAUGCAUUUCACCAACAGCACCCCAAAUGUCUGGAAGAAAACGGUUCUGUUCUAGUGAGCUGUUCAGACUGGCUCUGACUUUGUUAAACUGGUUCUAACUGGUUCUGACCGAGUCAGACUGGGCUAAGCUGGGUCCAUAUGGAUCAUACUGGUUCUGUUGGAACCGGCUCAGGGCAGAAGCGGCGCUCAGUGACAGUCAGUGAUCAGCUGAUGGAUAAAUAAAGAGUUCAGUGAUGAAGAGGAAGAAAGGGAGCUCUGUUGGAGAGAGAGGGAGGGAGGGCGAGCAAGUUGGGUUAGAGCAGAGAGUCAGGAGGAGCCAGGUGGUUCCAGGUCAUGUGACUGCUUAAGUCUGCAAGGUGAUAAGGUUCUGGAAUCCUCUAGUCCAGGUAUUGCAGUAAUCAAUCACAUCCCUAGUGCUCCCAGCCAGCAGAGGGAGCCAGCGAGCUGCAGAUCAACGCAGCAAGACGCAGAGCUAACACUGUUAGCAUGUAGCUGAAGCACCCAGCAACCAUCUUCUUCUCCCUCCACGGACCUGAUGUUUGACCUUUGACCCUGAAAUCUCCAACCAACUCCACUUAAGAUGAGAUGGUUGUUCCAAUGCCAUGGAUACCACCAGCUCUCACAGCGCCCCCCACAGGCACAGAGCGGAACACGUUGCUCAGAGAAACGCAGCAAUCGAACAGCUGAGACUGGAGAACCUGCAGCUCCAGAUAUGGACGUGUCUCUGAGCGAUGAUCCGCUACUUAAAGCAAUCCUGACAGAGAGAGGUGGCGGGACGGACGCAAAGCGAGACGCAGACGACCCUGUGGCCAUGUUGGAGCCCGGGACCCUGCAGUGGCCGGAGGACAGAGAGACGGGGACGGGGGGACGAACUGAUGGGGUCAUCACGAGGUCAGACGCAUCCAGCUGGACAGAGAGCGAGCGUGGCCGCAAGAUGGAGAGGGCGGGGCUUAUAGGUGAGGAGCGGUGCCGCCUGGAGGAGAACCAGCUUCCAGAGAAAGCUGCUCAGGUGUUCAGCCCGGCCGUCACCGUCCUCCCCUCCCCCGUCGCCUCCAGAGACACAGAGGCAUUCUGGGAAAUGGAAUCAGAGAGGAGCCCCUUCCUGAGCCCUCGCCAAGUGGACUWCAACCAACAUGGCUAUCAGUUUGACUUCCCCRAGGACCCCCCCCCUUCCACCUGUAAAGGGGGAUGUUCAGGCAGAGAUGCACUGAAGCUAGGUGUGUCCUUGAUGACAUCAGCACUGCUCUUCCCAUUCCUGGUGUGGGGGGGGUACGUCUUCCUGCCGUUUGACGCCCCCCUGCUGGACGGCGCCCCGCUGAGGCUGGUCUACACACUUCGCUGCUCUGUGUUCGCCGCCGCACCCGUCAUCCUCGGUUGGCUGGUCCUGGGCAUCAGCCGGCUACGCUCUGGAUCCACUCAGCCGGUCAUUGAUGAUGUCAUCAAGGAGGCGGAGCUUCAAGAAGUCUCCAUCCACCGACGCUUCAUCUCAGACUCCACCUCCCUCUUCCUGAUCUACUUCCUGCAGCUGGUUGUCAUGGCGAUGUACCUGAGCCAGGAGCAGCUGAAGCUCGUCCCGCUGCUGACCAUUGUCUUCGCCUUCGGCCGGUUGGCGUACUGGCUGGCGGCUGCGUUCGGCAGCAGCCUCCGCGGUUUCGGCUUCGGCCUGUCCUUCCUGCCCAGCCUCGUCAUGAUGGCGGCCAACUUCUACUUCAUCUUCACGGUGGAGUCGGCGGGGUCGGUGUUCGGCGCUGCACCGCCGCUGGACGAGGCGUUGCCUCCGCCCACAGGCAAACAGAGGUUCUGGGGAUGAUACCCGAACUUUUCUCUUGUUAUGAUUAUGGACUGUAGAAACUGGAAGCUCCGCCCACCUCUUUUAGUUUAUCAGUUCUUUUAUUUUGUAGGAAGGACACAACUUUCUAUUUUGUAAAUAUGGACUUGCAUUGAAUACAUUUUUAUCAGCCAACUGUGCUCAUAGUUUAGGUUUGUAUAAAAUUCAUCAACGGUUUCACAAUAAAAGCAUCAAACUCA